Molecule: messenger RNA, 479 nt
Organism: Tympanuchus pallidicinctus (lesser prairie-chicken)
Lineage: Eukaryota; Metazoa; Chordata; Aves; Galliformes; Phasianidae
Product: zinc finger protein 707-like
Exons: 4
Coding region: 99-479 (126 amino acids)
Biological process (GO): regulation of DNA-templated transcription
Source: RefSeq, a predicted model, not a curated record
GAGGCCUGCUUCCGGUGCGGAGCCUAUUUCCGGUGACUGCCCGCCGGAAGUGCAGAAUAGAGGCUCGCGAGGCCUUCACAGUUGUCACGGCCUCGCACAUGGAGGAGCCCGUCACCUUUGAGGACAUCGCCAUCUACCUGAGCCGUGCAGAGUGGGACAUGGUUGCAGAGGAGCAGAGGGAGCUGUACUGCAGCGUCAUGCUGGACAACUAUGAGCUCUUGGCAUCACUGGGGUACCCAGGCCCCAAACCUGACAUUCUGCAUCGGCUGGAGCGUGGGGAAGAGCCAUGGGUCAACACACCGCAGAGCCCAGUGAAGUGGGAUGGACCUGACAGACCUUUUGGAUGCAGUGGGGGGAAGAGAUGGCUGGCAGAGUCGUGCUCCAGCAGGUGGCUGAAUGUUGACAAGCACAAAGUGAUGGAGGAGACACACACCCCCAGUCAUGGUGAGUGCUGGUCCUGCCCCAGGCUCUGCAGCUGA